UUGUUUCAGCCCGGAAGUGUUAAAAUAGAAUUCUGCACAACCAAGGAGAGUGAUGAAUCAAAGGAGCCAAUCCUCUCAGUCUCUAAUCCGGAUCCUCCGCUUGUUCGCUCUGAAUCAGAUAAGAAAUCCAAACUUCAGGUUCCUACACUUUGUACUUCCACUCUUCUGUCCAGCUGCAGCAUCACUAACAAAUGUGGCUCUGAUGUUCCUUCAACCAGUCAAAAUGCUACCAGUGAGUCCCGUCAUUUUUGCACUAAUUCUGCCGAGCUUCUUCUCUACGCUUGGCUUGAUGCAGCUCUAGUUGGUAUUGCAACUCGUCUUGGCCGUCACUCCUAUCCUGUCCGCCAUUCAAACUUGUCUUCAGGGAGCGCUGGUGUCAGGCGCAAGUUCUCAUCUUCUUCCUGUUCCUCUUCCUCCUCCAUCACUUCUGUGCCACCUCCUGCACCUGAGACUCAUUCGACACUUUCUGGCACUCCAAGCAUAUCUGACUCUACACCAGUAGAUUCUGCGCCAGAUUGUUCUUCCUCUUCCAAGGCAGCAAUAUCUGUUAAUACAGACAUAUCAAGUGCUCCACUGCUUUCGCCUGGUAUGAAUACGUGCCCAUUGGAGGCCACUCGUGAAGCGGAAGCGAUCGAAACAGUUAAAUCCCUUGAAAUAAUAUCGAAAAUUAACUCGUCUGAUACAUCCAUAGACAAUAGCCACACAGUUUGCUCAGAUGAAAAUCCUGUCAAGGAAACAGCUAAAAUUGAAAUGGUUGUUGAUCAAAAGCAACUUAUCCAAAUAUCUGGAGCUACGACUAAUGACAAGAUAUCGCUUGGUUCGCCUACACUCUCUGCCUCAGAGAAUUCUACACUUCAAAAAAGUGAAAACAUCUUAUCUCACUCGCAUCUUGCAGAGCUUCAGCGCCGUUACUCUGAUAUUCUUUUAAGCAUCGGAAAAUCGGUUGGACCUCGAGCUCUUGCAGGACCUAUAAACCUUGAAGAACAUACAUCGACCCUUAUGUCCAGUUGCAGCACCACCAACAAGUGUGCCUCUGAUGUUCCUUCAACCAGUCAAAUUGCUACCAGUGAGUCCCGUCACUUUUGCACCAAUUCUGCCGAGCUUCUUCUCUAUGGUUGGCUUGAUGUAGCUUUUGCUGGUAUUGCAACUCAUCUUGGCCGUUACCUUUAUCCUGUCCGUCAUUUAAACUUGUCUUCAGGGAGCGCUGGUGUCAGGCUCCAUCACCCACACCUGAGACUAAAAUCUGCACUUUUUUACACCAGACUGUUCUUCUUCUUCCAAGGCAGCUCAGAGGACAAGACUUUGCGUAGCGGUUCUUCUGCUGGCGCUUACUUCUGGCCCUCGGCAAUUUCAACAGGCGGGAGCGGCUGCAAUGCUAGCCCCUUUACUUCUGCCUCGCAUUCCACUACACCCAACAUCGCCCCCAAUAUCCACGAUGGAUUUUCCCUGGGCUCCAACUGGACUACUGUGUCUGGAGACCCUAAGCAAGUUGACGCUGACUCCGUUUUGGCUCCAUCGGACACUCCGCUUGCGACUUCAUCCAAACCUCUGACCUCUGACAUAGUCGGUCCUACUUCUCUGACUAACUCUGCUCUUGACCCAGGCGCACCAUCCACUCAUAAUAUGGCAGUGGCAGCAGGGUCACUUGAUGUCUCAGUUGACAGCAACGGUUCAGCCGUUCGUACAACCACAGGCUGGCAGCGCUGGUGCAAACAUGUCUACGAGGCCAGCUCCCCGGCCCAGCUUCACCUCUUGGCCCGCGCACUGGAGCGCGGCUCCCGGCGUGCCGCUCAGGCUGGACGCGGAGUUCCCGCAGCAGUAGCUGCAUAUGCAGCUCGGUUCCCUUUGCCGCCACUUGUCUGCACGGCAUGCCGGUAA
Messenger RNA from Protopolystoma xenopodis, 1878 nucleotides. Lineage: Eukaryota; Metazoa; Platyhelminthes; Monogenea; Polystomatidea; Polystomatidae. The record is from the annotation of a GenBank genome assembly.